Molecule: messenger RNA, 4056 nt
Organism: Bombus pyrosoma
Lineage: Eukaryota; Metazoa; Arthropoda; Insecta; Hymenoptera; Apidae
Product: E3 ubiquitin-protein ligase HUWE1-like
Exons: 3
Coding region: 255-1541 (428 amino acids)
Source: RefSeq, a predicted model, not a curated record
UUAUGCACCGUCAUCAACUCGAAUAAUUACCUGCCGUUGAUUAAGUUCCGGUAAUUUCGUCGAUCGGUGUGUUCCACGCGCGUGUUCUUCGUUAAUGAUUUAACGAGCCACGGAGAAAGUUUAUAAAGCGGAAACCUGAUUCGACGAUUCCGGUGUGUCAAGGUUCGAGGGGAAGGUGACGAGCAGGUUUCAGACGAGAAUCUUCAAGAUACCUCGAACGAAUCCGGCAAGAAACCUCGUCGACAGAAACGAACAUGCUUGUGAUAAACCAGCGUCAAAGGCAUCCUUGUUGGAGGAUGCUGCUCGCCAUCGUCAUUUUAUCCGGCCUCAUUAGGUAUUGCGAACCAAUGUCCACGAAGAGGCUAACAGACUCGUCUCCAUCGUCGUUACCCACGUUAUCGAGAAGUUCCGGUGAAUCCAGGUCACAGAAUCUUGGCUCGCCGAGUGAUCUAGCCUGGCAAGCUUGGCUCCUUCUGGGCUCGCAAACAGGGGGACACUCUAGCUUGGAUUCCGCCAGUUUUCUUAAACGAAUCACGCCUAAGAGCGUAUUCAUCGCUCCAGAACUACCAGCUUGUCCCGAUGGAUAUCGAGCGGACACGAUGGGCAGAUGCGUGAAAAGAGUGAUCAUCAAUCCUCAGGCUCACAUCGGUUUCCUUUUGCAACAAUUGAACAGCAGAUACAGUAACCAAGCUGGUGGUUCCGAAGUGUCGUCUAAUAAUAAAAAAAAGUCCAGUGGCCCGCUGCAGUUGAACAUCCCGUUGUUUUCCGACACGGACACCAAAUCGGUUCCGGUAGACCACGAGGAAACCAGAGGAGACCACUCGAUAAACAUACCGAUCGUGGUUCCUUCGAGAGAGGAUGUGCGAGUAGAGGAGAUAGAAGAGGAAGUGGAGGAAGUGAAGGAGGUAGAAAAAGCAAAGGAUUUAAUAGAAACGAAGAACGUAGAAGAAGCGACGGACGUAAUAGAAGUGAAGAGCGUGAAAGAAGCGAAGGACGUAAUAGAAGUGAAGAGCGUAAAAGAAGCGAAGGACGUAAUAGAAAUGAAGAAGAACAUAGAAGACAUGGAAGACGUAGAAGAACCGAAGGAGACGCUGAGCACCAGCGAAGGAAACGAGGAGGAGGAAGAGGAAGAGGAAGAGGAAGAGGAGAACGAACCCAGUGUCACCCCUGGGAACACCACUAUUUCUGACGAGCCUUCAGAAAACGAGGAGGACGAUCACAGUACCACGUCUACGCUCGACACGAUAGUUCCCGUAGCGGAGUUCGUAGACGAUACGAACGACACGAAUUUCUCCGGCGUGAUCGACUAUAAGAUCCCGAUCGAUCUUCCCGCGCCGUUGAAUACAUCCAACGUAAGAGCAACGAACGCUAGCGACGAUCAAGAAUUGUGGGGCGAAGAGUCGCAACUUUUGAACUCGACCGAAGUGUCACCGAUGUUAAUUCUUCUUUCAUCGACGACGACGACGAUGUCACCGAAUUCGAUAGCACCUGAGAUAGAACUAGAACUGGCCAACAGUACUCGGAGGACUGUUCAAUUGUAGUAUCGUUCUCCGUUUAUUAGAUCUUUUUCUUUUCUUUUAACUCAACUUCCUCUCGUGGAGGAACUACGAUCGAUGAUACCUGACCCUACUACCGGGGUCACAAGCAUCUUCUUCGUGAGUUCGUGAACCUAAAUCCCGGCAUGUGUGUACGACAUUGCGUAUAAACUACACGUAGUAACGCUAUAUAUGUAACGUUAUCGUAAUUCAUAAUUCGACUGUACGAAAGCAAAUUGCUGGAUUUACCUUAGGACGCUAUUUUCUUGUCGCUGAAUAUCGCACGUGAAAUUAUUCUUCAGUAUUUUAUCCUUCGCCUGUUUCUUAUCGUUUCUCAUUUAUUCCUUAUACGAAAAACGCAAGAUCGAUUGAUUUGCGAUUACUUCUCUUAUCAUCGUCACAUCAACAAGUUUUAAAGAAGACGGUCUUCUGACAAUCGAGCUAUGAUCCGUGAUCCAUCAAUUGUAUAUACAAGUUUUCCUUUCUGAGUUCAACUCAGUGUCUGAGACAUCGACACUUUGUGGCCUGAGACAUGUUCGACGUUUUACCAAUUAAUUUAUUAUAAUAACUUAUUUUUAAGAUAUGUUUUUAAUUUUUGACUAUAAUUUCACAGUUUCAUCGUCAACAACACAUCUGCGCUGAUGUGUUUCUAUUAAAUUAAGUUGUGCGUGCAUGGAUGUAAUAUAUAGUAUUAGUAUCAAAAUAUAAAAAAAAGAAUGUUUUACAAAGAACAACAUAGAAGGGUUAAAUAGGAUCUAUGGAUCUUCGCAAAGAAUCAAUCAAAAUCUUACCACGUUUUCAUAAUACUGAAAUUCAUAUAUGGAAGCGUGCUUGUAAUAAUAAUAUGACAUAGUAAGAACGCGCAUUUGUAUACUCGUAUAAUUACAAAUUACGACAUUUUCUAUCGAAUCACGAAAAGAUCAUUUUCGAAAAUACCCCUCUACUAUGUAUAUGUAUAUGCACCGGAAUCUGAGUUCACCAACUCACGGAGAACAUGCUUGUGACCCCGGUAUAUCGAAUCAGACUGAUUUUAGCGGUAUUUGCUUUAUUUAUAGAACAUUUAUAGAACAGAGAAAUCAUGAAUCCCUCUGUCACGAAUAAAUCUCUCGAAAGAGGUGCGCGUUAAUCUGCUCGGCAGCGACCAAGUAUUGUCCAUACAGCUUCAUCAUGUGCGUCAUCGUGUCUGCUCUUGUACGGAGAAACAUAAACUGUUGCGAUCGUACUUUCUUUCUUGAAAUUUGUUGUUUUUUUUUUCUUUUUAUACCUUUAAAAAAAGGCAGAGAGAAAUAGAGAGAGAGAGAGAGAGGGAGUGAAGAAGAGAAUUGUAGAACACGUGCUUUAGAAUUUUGAUAUAGAACAUAAAGAAAAGAUAUUAUGAUGUAAAAAGAAAAAAGAGUCUCGAUCUUCUUUUGACACAAAUCUUUUUAGAAUUUGUUUAGUUCAGGUGUAUACGCAGGACUAUUUCUUUUAGGAUAUUACAAUUGAAAAAAAUUAAUGAAAAUAAUUUUAUGUAUAAAUUAGUGACAGUUUCAUUAUGAAAACGUAUCUACUAGCAAUGUGACAUUUUCCUAUAAGAAUAUUAAUAAAUAAGUAAAAAAUUCGUUUCGCUUAAGAAACUUCAAUAUUUAUUAUUUUCUUUCAAUUUAAUUUUUAGAUUCCAAAUUGCAAUUGCACGUAUCAACCAACAUCAAAUGUACUGAUAUUUAUUUAAUUUUCAUCAAGAUACGAUUGACCAUUAACUAAAGGAGAUCAUCAUAUUAAAUUCUAUGAAGAACAAUGAACACUUACAUCUGCAAAAAUCGCAACACUCUAUGUCUCUCCAGUGUAAUUGAGUCGAAGCUUACACCUACAUUGUAUAGCGAAAAUACGUAUCUAUGUAGUAUGAAUGUUUCGGUAUGCGAUUUGAUCAUUGUUCUAUGCAAGCGCAGCGCUCCGAAAAUAAUGCUCGGAACAGUGUAAAUCGAAAUCACCUCGUCGUUCAGCUUUACGACUGUUGUUGCGAUAAUUCUUUUCCACUAUUUACACGUACGAUAACUUUUUUGUACGAGAAUACGCGGUAGAAUGCAUGCAAUUACGGAACAAAAAAUUCUUAUUAUCAGUAUCAGAAUCCAUCAGAUACCAUUCGAAUUUUCGACGAAAUGAAAUUAUAUCUAAUUACGUGUGAUUAUCACGUAGGUACGAAGCGAAAGUUACGAAUCUGACAUCGCGGCCAGUAAAUCUUUUUUACUGCUCUACGUAUGCUUCGAUGUGGUGUGUAAUCUCUCUUUCUCAUCUAUUUGAAUGUUGGUUCGUGUACAUAUUAAUUUUAUUAAGAGAAAUUGUAUAUACAAUGCAUAAUUAAGAAGCGUCAUCGGCGUUUUAAAUGUGUAUUAAUUGUAACUGUAUAAAAAUAUUAUUGUAUUAUUUAUAGCUAAAUAUAUCGAUGUAUAUUACACAUUGUCGUGUCGUCUCGUGUAGGAGUCGUUAGAUCGCAGAAUGGAAGAACUUAUAAAGAUCAUUCGAUGUUGGUCCUGUACCAAAA